Calypte anna (Anna's hummingbird) is the source of this 5734-nucleotide messenger RNA. RefSeq names its product ST3 beta-galactoside alpha-2,3-sialyltransferase 3 (gene ST3GAL3). Gene Ontology annotation, molecular function: sialyltransferase activity. The coding region runs from base 291 to 1550 and encodes 419 amino acids. The record is from RefSeq and is a predicted model, not a curated record. Lineage: Eukaryota; Metazoa; Chordata; Aves; Apodiformes; Trochilidae. The transcript is spliced from 13 exons.
GCGGAGACCCGUCAGGCGGCGGGGUGCCUCGUCCGCUCCCUGCCGCCAGCCCGGCGGUGGCGGCGGAGCCGCUGCCUCAUCGAAUUCAGACUUCGGCCGGCUGUUAGCAGCUGUCAGCCAGUGGCGAGCUGCCGUCCUGCUCGGCCCGGGCGGGCCACGCUCUCCCGGCGCCGUCCCCGCCUUCAUGGCAGCCGGACUCAUCAUCGCGGCGUGCCCGGGGCUCCAGCGGGGUCCAGCCAGGACCCGCGCUGCCCUGGCAGAUCAUGUAGAAGAGCAGAUUUAAUGUGAAGAUGGGACUGUUGGUGUUUAUGCGUAACCUGCUGCUAGCCCUCUGCCUCUUCCUGGUGCUGGGAUUUCUUUACUAUUCUGCUUGGAAGUUGCACCUUCUCAGAUGGGAGGAUUCAAAUUCAGUGGUUCUUUCCUUUGACUCCGUUGGACAUACAGUAGGCUCAGGAAGGAGAGAAAGAAAAACUGUGGCUCUUGUGCUUCCGCUGUCCAUCCCAUCUCACCUUGCUGCAGACCCAGGAAAAGACAGAGCCCAGAAAGAACCCAAAGAAACAAUGGCAGCUCCAGGCCCAGCCAUUCCUAAAUAUGACAAACUGGGCUUUCUCCUGAACCUGGACUCAAAAUUGCCACCAGAAUUGGCAUCAAAGUAUGCAAAUUUCUCUGAGGGAGUGUGCAAGCCUGGUUAUGCAUCAGCGCUCAUGACUGUCAUCUUUCCAAAGUUCUCAAAGCCGGCACCAAUGUUCUUGGAUGAUUCCUUCAGAAAAUGGGCACGUAUCAGGGACUUUGUACCCCCUUUUGGAAUUAAAGGACAAGAUAAUCUGAUCAAAGCCAUCCUGUCAGCAACCAAAGAUUACCGUCUAACUCCAGCUCUUGACAGUCUCAGCUGCCGGCGAUGUAUUAUUGUGGGAAAUGGUGGAGUACUUGCAAAUAAGUCAUUGGGGUUAAAAAUUGAUGACUAUGAUGUUGUUGUCAGGCUGAACUCGGCUCCAGUGAAGGGCUUUGAGAAAGAUGUGGGUGGUAAGACAACUCUCCGGAUCACGUAUCCUGAAGGUGCAAUCCAGAAAAUGGAGCAGUAUGAGAAGGAUUCCCUGUUUGUUCUGGCAGGAUUCAAGUGGCAGGAUUUCAAGUGGCUGAAAUACAUUGUUUACAAGGAGAAAGUGAGUGCCUCUGAUGGCUUUUGGAAGUCAGUGGCAACCCGGGUCCCAAGAGAACCUCAUGACAUACGGAUACUGAAUCCUUACUUCAUCCAGGAGGCAGCUUUCAGCUUCAUUGGAUUGCCUUUCAACAACGGCCUGAUGGGCAGAGGGAACAUCCCCACCUUGGGAAGCGUAGCAAUAACCAUGGCGCUCCACAACUGUGAUGAGGUGGCGGUAGCUGGGUUUGGCUAUGACAUGAGUUCACCCAAUGCACCGCUGCACUACUAUGAGAACAUCAAGAUGUCUGCCAUCAAAGAGUCCUGGACGCACAACAUCCAGCGGGAGAAAGAGUUCCUGCGGAAGCUGGUGAAAGCCCGAGUCAUCACUGACCUUACCAGUGGGAUCUGAGUGGCUGCAGCCACUGCCUCCAAGGGAGGAGAUGAAGAUGCACGCUGCAGCUCUGGGAGCAGGCAUGACAGCUGCCCCGCAAGAAUCACACCUCACUGAAGACACACAGAGAUGCCCAGGUGCUCUGGGAAGACCCUCUCUCCUUGCCAAUAUGCACGAGGGUUGCAUCUGCUGCCUCCAGGCCUAGAGCUGGCAGGAGGUGGGCAAGAGGCUGAGUGGGCCAUUCUUGAACUCUUCAUCGCAGAUGGAUCUUCUAUGUCCUGAAUUAUCAGGAAAGACUCAGGAGAGAGAAGAAAGGUGUGUGAAUAAAACAAUUUGUGCCAAAUGGGAGGUGAUGCUGCCCCGAGGCAGCAGUACCUGAAUGUAUAAAGUAUUAUUUUUUAAAAGAAACUCUGCUGGAAUCAUACUCGAAAUACCAGGGUGCAAGGCGAAGUCUGCUUGUGCACAGCCCUGCGAAAAGCCUGGCCUCUCCGUGCUCCAUCUGCAUUGUCAUUGGCCUCAGACCUUUCCCCAGGAAAACAAAUCCAUCUAGAACAUCGGCAUCAUUAGUGCUGCUGUAAUUCAGAGGGAGAAUAGGGUCUUUCCCUCGUUCUCCGCUUGGAGCUUCUGGAUAGAGAUGAGCAUGGGUUUGUUUUUCUGCACUUUUCCUUGCUUCCCACAUAGAGGCAGCAGCAGCAGCCACUUAUUUGGCUAUGUUUUCCAUAGCCGUUUGCCCUGCUCUGCCUCUAUCCUGACCCCAACGUGGAGGGGGGAGCUGAUGGCUUCCUCUGCUUGCAGCAGACCCUCCACACCUUCCUGCCUGUCACAGUGCUGAGGAACCUGCCUUGUGCUCCAGCCUUUCAGGCCUCUUGGUUUGUGCCUGCUGUGCAGGGCCCCCUUGGAGCACAUUGGUGCCACUGUUUCUGGACAGCAUCUCACUUUAUUUUUGUGGGGGAGAGCAGUAAUUUAUUCUUGGGAAGGAGGUCAGAUCUUGCACAGAAAUCUGGUACUUUGCAGUUUGAGAGCAGACUGCUAAAGAUGUUUGUUUUCUGGUCAAGGCUUGAUCAUGUUCCCUAUUUAAGCAAUGUGACCUCAGUGAUGAUGGAGCCUGCUAGCAUGGAUUGGGGACUGAUGGGAAAUGUCACGGCCUCUGCUACCUUCAUUUCCAAGCUCCUGUGCUGCUCUAGCACUGCUGCUCCUCCUGCUCUCAGGAGCACAUCCCUUCCUUUGCCAUUUUGGCCCUAAGAUGCAGUAUUUGCACAUUUGAUUUGUAUCCAUACUUCAGUGGAGCUGGAAUGAACAGAGCAAUGUGGCCAAGUGUGAGGACAGUGGAGUGGUUUCAUCCACCUGGAGAGCAUGGGCAGGAGGGGGAUUGCCAAGGGAAUCCUUAAAUGUGGAAAUUGGCUUCCCAUGCUCUCCUAGCCUGGUUCAGGAUGGACUGCCUGCAGGCACUGUCCCAAGCUGAGGCUCUGACAUGCAGCCAGCUGGUGCUGGGGUCAGUGGAGGGAGGAUCCCAGAGGGGUGCUGGCUGGGCUCGUCUUCCCAGUGCUGCAUCUGACAUAGUCCAAGGAUUGUGGUCUGCCUUGCUCUGCACUGAAGGGAGAACAUGGCCCUACCACAGACAAGGGAUGCUCAGAGCAAGGCUUGCACCAUUCCCCUGGGAUGCCUCUGCUCACUCUGAUUUGUAGGGGGCUCUUGCUCUGAUACUGAGACCCCAGAGGGGACAUGCAGGAGGGGCAGGCAAAAACUCAGGCAUGGGGCAGAUGAGCAAACUGUACAGAAUUAUUUGAAGCCAAGCUGCAGGCAAAGGCAACUCUGACGACAUGGUGCUGGGUACUGCCCACAGACUAAGCAUGCAAUGUAUCUCUCAGAAGGCCCUCCUGUGUGGUGCACCCAUAGCCAACAAGCUUUCUCAGGGGUAAGUCGUGUCCAUCUUCUGGUUGUGGCUGCUGCUUGCUUUCUAGUCUGAGAACAGCUCAAAGAGUCUGCCUCUUCCAGGCUGCAGGACAGAUACUGGGAGGCUCUUCCUUCUUUUUCACCUUCAUGUCCCCUUCCCCUGUCCCUCUGGCCUCCCAACCCAGUGGUCCCUGCUCCCCCCAGUACAUGCCUGCCCUUGCAGUGCCUCCCACUAGGGUGCUCUGUAAGGUUUCCAGCAGAUUUUAGGGCAUGUACUGUGGCAGAUCUUGAUUUGAAUAUUCUCCCCCAAUUUGGUUUUCCUGCUCAAGGGGCCCAGGGGACUGGAUUUCCAUGACUCUUACUAGGCAGCACUCCUUUUGUGGUUCCUGUUUGUCAGCCUGGACCUGGGACCAACAUCUGUAGAAUACUUGCCUCAGUCACAGUCGGGGUGCCUGGGGUGGACCAAGGCAAGGUUGUAGCUGGGUAAGGUGGACACCUACCCUCUGCUUGGGUGCUUGAACUGAGUCUUUAACCAGCUGCUGCAGGAGGUCUGGGGCAGUGAUGGGAUGAUGGGCCCCAUGCAUAUGCUACAGUGAGCUGAGUGGGUGGCUGCAGCCUGGAGGAAGGGGGGAGGGGGGGGUGAAGAGCCUUUGGUGUCCUUGCUGGGCUCUUCUCCACCUCCUGGAGGAUGCACUCGUGUGGAGGCUUGUGAUGGCAUUAAUUAGAUUUAGUCCAUUUUAUUGGGCACUACAAAGCUAUGGGGCACUUUAAACUUCCAGCUUGCUGGCUCCAGAUCCAGGGAGGGAGCAUGGCAUCUGCUCUGCUUUCCCUGGUGUCCCAGCUUCCCACCAUGGUCAGGGAUGGGACUUCAUGGGAAGCUGUCCCAGCAGACCAAGGAGGUGACUCCAAGCCUUUCCCUCCACCCAGGUGGAGGUAUCCAAGCAGAAGAGCCCAGACUGAGUAGGUGAGCAUGUGGCCCGUGGUGACUGGUGGGUCUGACCGCCUUCAAGUAGAAGGAAUGAGAAGAUGAGGGAGGGUUUGGGGGCCAAAGGCUCCCCUCCAACUUACUGUCCCAUUUGAUGUUGGUGGGGCAAGCACACCCACAGAGCAUCCCAGGGCUGGGUGCUGGGAGUGUGCAGUUCCUGGAUACUGUUCCUUUGGCUGCCUCCCGGUGUGCACCUGCAGCCACCUCCCACCCUCCAAAACACAGCAGUCCUGCCAGCUCCAGCAAGCGGUGCACAGGUCAGAGCAGGGUUAGUGGGACGGAUGUGAGUCUUGGCCUCUCCCUCCCAGUGACUCACCUUCAGCUCGGAAGGGAGAGCCCAGGGGAAUUCUCCACAACCUAAAUAUAGAGCAGGGUUGCCUGGUGCCUCUGAUGCGCUGCAGUGCAGAAAGGCCACUGGGAUGGCAGGGAGCCUGGGUGGAGAGGUCCCUGUGCAGCACAGGGAGGUCGAGGAGCCACCCCCCACAGCAGGGUCUGGGGAGCUGCAGGCCAGGCAGCACCCACUGCUUCAGGGCAGCAGCCAGGGAGCUGCUGCCACGUUGACCACACCAUGAGCACUGGCUGCUCGUGAAUCUGUGGGGCACAGCCUUCCCUCAUGCCUGCCACCCUGGCAUAGGGCUCCCUCCACCAGCUUCCCACGUUAGGGGUGGCCGUGCUGUAGUCUCAAGCUCACACGUGCCAAGUGGAGGCACCACAGCCAGGGAGUACAAGGCAGCAGUGCGAUUCUCUGCAGCCUGGCACCCCACGGCCCAGCAUCCCUGGGCUUCCUUUUCCUAGGAGGGAGCAGUAGGGAGGCCCUGCCCUGGCCUGUGGCUUUACCCCUCAGUGCGGGCACUGCUGAGAGAGGGGGAAGGUGUCCAGACAGGGCUGUCUGUCUGUCUGUAUCAAACAGGGGCGGGCAGGCUGGGGACAGAGAGCACCAGGGGAGCAGCCUGGCAGCUGCCAUACUGGGCUCCACCAGCACUGGCACCAGCAUGGUGUGUGCCAUUGGUCCAAGCAUGUGUCACACGCAGUAUUAGACGUGUCCUUCAGUAUAGGUGACCUGGGCCACUACCCAGCCCCCUGGGCACUGGCUCCUUGCACAGCCUGCACAGGGACUCGCUCCAAAGGCCAGUGCGCUCGCUGGUAUUGUACUGCACCAAGCUGAGAUGCAAGAACUCAAUGAGUUUUUAAAAUUAGUUUUAGUUUCUGCGAUUAUUUUUUUUUUAAUUUCCCCUCUAGGCAGGGAGGGCAAGAGUCUUACAGGCUCUUCCAAGCCGGCUUAUGUCACAUCAAUUCAGUCAUAUCACAGAAGCAAUAAAGCUAU